Molecule: messenger RNA, 2499 nt
Organism: Medicago truncatula (barrel medic)
Lineage: Eukaryota; Viridiplantae; Streptophyta; Magnoliopsida; Fabales; Fabaceae
Product: protein FAR1-RELATED SEQUENCE 9
Exons: 3
Coding region: 504-2150 (548 amino acids)
Biological process (GO): regulation of DNA-templated transcription
Molecular function (GO): zinc ion binding
Source: RefSeq, a predicted model, not a curated record
UUCAUUCCUCAAGUAACUUGGAACACUGUUAUUUCAUUUUAGGUUAAUAUUUUCACUAAGUGAAAUUAACAACACCCAUUUCUUAAACUUGUUCAAUUUACAAAGGUAUGAAUCAAGCUGUAUAACUCAACCACUUUCCUAUAUGCUAUAAUCUAUUUUCAUAAGCUGUUUUGGACGAUUGAUUGGAUUAACACCUUAUAUUUAUAGUCAGUGGCGGAACUGGGGUUGGCAAGGGGGAGCCACCGCCACCCCCAUUGUAUACAAGAAAUUACUAUUAUACCCUUCAGUAAUAUGAGUAAUCCCAAUUCUACUUCAUUUCCUCUUUCCCUUUCUCUUUCAUCAGAAACGCGAUUUUCUGACCAGACCACACCACCGCCGCCGCAAUCACUCUCACCUCCUUCUGCAUCCAUCAACGUCGCAUCCUCCUCCGUUUUCUGUGUGUUGAUUACAGAGUUAUCUCAUCUCUCUCCAUAAACCCUAAUUGUUGUAAAUUAUAAGCACAUAUGAGCAGUACUCGACAACGAACCCUUGGUGGCGGGGGUCAUCAAGUAUUAGACUAUCUGAAGCGCAUGCGAGCAGAGAAUCAUGCUUUCUUUUAUGCAGUCCAGAGCGACGUUGAUAACGCGGGUGGGAAUAUAUUUUGGGCUGAUGAGACAUGUAGAACAAACUACUCUUAUUUUGGGGAUACUGUUAUAUUCGACACAACCUAUAAGACUAACCAGUACCGGGUACCAUUUGCCUCUUUCACUGGGUUUAAUCAUCAUGGUCAACCUGUUUUAUUUGGCUGUGCUUUGAUUCUCAAUGAAUCCGAGCCCUCAUAUAUAUGGCUAUUCAAAACUUGGCUUCGUGCCGUCUCUGGACGCCCCCCUGUCUCCAUUACAACAGACUUGGAUCCUGUCAUACAAGUUGCUGUUGCCCAAGUUCUUCCUCCAACUCGCCACCGGUUCUGUAAAUGGAGCAUAUUCAGAGAAAAUAGAAGCAAGCUGGCACAUUUGUAUCAAUCAAAUCCUACUUUUGACAACGAAUUCAAGAAAUGUGUUCAUGAGAGUGUGACUAUUGAUGAGUUUGAGUCUUGUUGGCGCUCACUAUUGGAAAGAUACUACAUCAUGGAUAAUGAAUGGCUUCAGUCAAUGUACAAUGCACGACAGCAUUGGGUCCCCGUCUACUUGCGGGGCAGCUUUUUUGGAGAAAUACCUUUAAAUGAUGGAAAUGAAUGUUUGAACUUUUUCUUUGAUGGACAUGUGAAUGCAUCCACCACAUUACAGUUGUUGGUUAGACAAUAUGAGAAGGCUGUAUCAACUUGGCAUGAAAGAGAACUAAAAGCAGAUUUUGAAACUUCCAAUAGUAACCCAGUUUUAAGAACACCGUCUCCUAUGGAAAAGCAAGCUGCAAGUCUUUAUACGAGAAAGAUGUUUAUGAAAUUCCAAGAGGAGUUAGUAGGGACUAUGGCAAAUCCUGCUACGAAAAUUGAAGAUUCAGGAACUAUCACCACUUAUCGAGUUGCCAAAUUUGGAGAAAACCAAACAUCUCACACUGUCGCUUUUAAUUCUUCUGAGAUGAAAGCUAGUUGCAGUUGCCAGAUGUUUGAAUAUUCAGGAAUCGUUUGUAGGCAUAUAUUAGCAGUCUUCAGAGCUAAAAAUGUUCUUACACUUCCGUCGCACUAUGUGUUAAAACGCUGGACAAUGAAUGCGAAAACUGGUGUCGUGUUAGAUGAACACACAUCUGAAUUGCCUAACAGUUCACGCGAGUCUGCGACAGUAUGUUACAACCAUUUGCGUCAAGAAGCAACCAAGUACGUGGAAGAAGGUGCUAAAUCAAUCCAAACAUAUCAUGUUGCAAUGAAAGCUUUGCAAGAAGCUGCUAAGAAGGUUUCUACCCUAAAAAAGCAGAUUAUUGGAACAUCAGAGGUACUUACAAUAGCCAACGGAGACAGGAGUGAGUUGCUUACAGGAAAUGAAGAUGUUUCAAGCUAUCAAUCUGUGGCAGAGAAGCAAAAGAAAAUCCGAGAGUUGACUGCCGAGUUAGAGACCACAAAUCAAAGAUGUAAUGUUUAUAGGGCAAACUUGCUGGCGGUGUUAAAGGACAUGGAAGAACAGAAGUUAAAGCUAUCAGUGAAGGUCCAAAAUGCAAGACUUAGUAUGAAAGAGUGACUACAUCAAUUACUGAUAGGUUUUAGACUGUAUCUGUCUAGUUUGAUUUAUGUUUGAUUUGUAUUAGCUUAUUAUGUUGAUAACCUAUGUGCUAUCUUAUGUAUAUGGUUAGAGGUUAAAUUUAAUCACUGUGCUUAAUGCUUAUUAUGUAUUUAUUGAUAUGCUAUAAUUUGAUUGAAUAUUUAAGUUUCACGACAAGUUUUCAAUUAAGGACAUUGUAUUAUUGAAUUCACAAAAAUGCUGACAACCAAUGGAAGAGAAAAUUAAGGGUCAUCCUUAUACCUGAUUUUUUGAUGUAUUGGUUUGCGUCACUUUUACCGAGAGUAUAAUAUAUAUAUUUUUUUGCUUA